GGGCUGGCGGCCGCGGGAGCUUUACACUCGCGAGCGGCCGGUCACACAGCUCGGGUGCCCGCCGCGCUCCCGCCCCAGCGCUCCUGUGGCGGCCGUACAAUCCUCGGCAGUGUCCUGAGACUGUAUGGUCAGCUCAGCCCGGCCUCCGACUCCUUCCUACUCCCAGCAUUCGAGCCACUUUUUUUUCUUGAAAACUCGGAAAAGUGACUCCUUUUUGAAGGAAAAAGGAACUUGGGUUUCCUUCUCGCCGUCCUCUUUUCGGGACUGACAGCCUCCACCCACUCCUUCCCCGGACCCCGCCUCCGCGCGCAGGUUCCUCCCCGUCACCUUUCUCCACCCCCGCCCCCGCACCUAGCCCGCCGCGCGCCACCUUCCACCUGACUGCGCGGGGUGCUCGGGACCUGCGCACACCUCGGACCUUCACCACCCGCCCGGGCCGCGGGAGCGGACGAGGGCCACAGCUCCCACCCGCCAGGGAGCCCAGGUGCUCGGCGUCUGAACCUCCCAAAGGCCCACAGUGACAAUGACAGCUGACAAGGAGAAGAAAAGGAGUACUUCGGAAAGGAGGAAGGAGAAGUCCCGGGAUGCUGCGAGGUGCCGACGGAGCAAGGAGACGGAGGUGUUCUAUGAGCUGGCCCAUGAGCUGCCUCUGCCCCACAGCGUGAGCUCCCAUCUGGACAAGGCCUCCAUCAUGCGGCUGGCAAUCAGCUUCCUGCGAACACACAAGCUCCUCUCCUCAGUUUGCUCUGAAAACGAGUCUGAAGCCGAAGCUGACCAGCAGAUGGACAACUUGUACCUGAAAGCUUUGGAGGGUUUCAUUGCUGUGGUGACCCAAGAUGGUGACAUGAUCUUUCUGUCAGAAAACAUCAGCAAGUUCAUGGGACUCACACAGGUGGAGCUAACAGGACAUAGCAUCUUCGACUUCACUCAUCCCUGUGACCAUGAGGAGAUUCGUGAGAACCUGAGUCUCAAAAACGGAUCUGGUUUUGGGAAAAAAAGCAAAGACAUGUCCACAGAGCGGGACUUCUUCAUGAGGAUGAAGUGCACAGUCACCAACAGAGGCCGAACUGUCAACCUCAAGUCAGCCACCUGGAAGGUCUUGCACUGCACGGGCCAGGUGAAAGUCUACAACAACUGCCCUCCUCACAGCAGUCUGUGUGGCUACAAAGAGCCCCUGCUGUCCUGCCUCAUCAUCAUGUGUGAGCCGAUUCAGCACCCAUCCCACAUGGACAUCCCCCUGGACAGCAAGACCUUCCUGAGCCGCCACAGCAUGGACAUGAAGUUCACCUACUGUGAUGACAGAAUCACAGAACUGAUUGGUUACCACCCUGAGGAACUGCUCGGCCGCUCAGCCUAUGAAUUCUACCAUGCGCUAGACUCCGAGAACAUGACCAAGAGUCACCAGAACUUGUGCACUAAGGGUCAGGUGGUAAGUGGCCAGUACCGGAUGCUCGCAAAGCAUGGGGGCUACGUGUGGCUGGAGACCCAAGGGACGGUCAUCUACAACCCUCGCAACCUGCAGCCCCAGUGCAUCAUGUGUGUCAACUAUGUCCUGAGUGAGAUUGAGAAGAAUGACGUGGUAUUCUCCAUGGACCAGACGGAAUCCCUGUUCAAGCCCCACCUGAUAGCCAUGAACAGCAUCUUUGACAGCAGUGGCAAGGGAGCUGUGUCUGAGAAGAGUAACUUCCUGUUCACCAAGCUAAAGGAGGAGCCCGAGGAGCUGGCCCAGCUGGCCCCCACGCCAGGAGACGCCAUCAUCUCUCUGGAUUUUGGGAAUCAGAACUUUGAGGAGUCCUCAACCUAUGGCAAGGCCAUCUUGCCCCCAAGCCAGCCAUGGGCCACAGAACUGAGGAGCACCCAGAGCGAGGCUGGGAGCCUGCCUGCCUUCACCGUGCCCCAGGCAGCCGCCACAGGCAGCACCACCCCCAGUGCCACAAGCAGCAGCAGCUGCUCCACGCCCAACAGCCCUGAAGACUAUUACACCUCUCUGGAUAACGACCUGAAAAUUGAAGUGAUUGAGAAGCUCUUUGCCAUGGACACAGAGGCCAAGGACCAAUGCAGCACCCAGACGGAUUUCAAUGAGCUGGACUUGGAGACACUGGCACCCUACAUCCCUAUGGACGGGGAAGACUUCCAGCUAAGCCCCAUCUGCCCGGAGGAGCGGCUUUUGCCAGAGAACCCACAGUCCACCCCCCAGAACUGCUUCAGUGCCAUGACAAACAUCUUCCAGCCACUGGCCCCUGUAGCCUCGCACAGUCCCUUCCUCCUGGACAAGUUUCAGCAGCAGCUGGAGAGCAAGAAGACAGAGCCCGAGCACCGGCCCAUGUCCUCCAUCUUCUUUGAUGCAGGAAGCAAAGCAUCCCUGCCACCAUGCUGUGGCCAGGCCAGCACCCCUCUCUCUUCCAUGGGGGGCAGAUCCAACACCCAGUGGCCCCCAGAUCCACCAUUACAUUUUGGGCCCAUGAAGUGGGCUGUUGGUGAUCAGCACACAGAGUUCUUGGGAGCAGCGACGUUGGGGCCCCCUGUCUCCCCGCCCCAUGUCUCCACAUUCAAGACAAGGUCUGCAAAGGGUUUCGGGGCUCGAGGCCCAGAUAUGCUGAGCCCAGCCAUGGUAGCCCUCUCCAACAAGCUGAAGCUGAAGCGACAGCUGGAAUAUGAAGAGCAAGCCUUUCAGGACCUGAGUGGGGGGGACCCACCCGGUGGCAACACUUCACAUUUGAUGUGGAAACGGAUGAAGAACCUCAGGGGCGGGAGCUGCCCUUUGAUGCCGGACAAGCCACUGAGUGCAAAUGUCCCCAAUGAUAAGUUCAUCCAAAACCCCAUGAGGGGCCUGGGCCAGCCCCUGAGACACCUGCCGCCACCACAGCCCCCAUCUGCCAUCAGCCCUGGGGAGAACAGCAAGAGCAGGUUCCCCCCACAGUGCUAUGCCACCCAGUACCAGGACUACAGCCUGUCAUCAGCUCACAAGGUGUCAGGCAUGGCAAGCCGUCUUCUCGGGCCCUCAUUUGAGUCCUACCUGCUGCCCGAACUGACCAGAUAUGACUGUGAGGUGAACGUGCCCGUGCUGGGAAGCUCCACGCUCCUGCAAGGAGGGGACCUCCUCAGAGCCCUGGACCAGGCCACCUGAGCCAGGCCCUCUACCUGGGCAGCACCUCUGCUGCCGCCGUCCCACCAGCUUCACUCUCUCCAUCUGUUUUUGCAACUAGGUAUUUCUAACGCCAGCACACUAUUUACAGAUGAACUUACCUGGCAAACUUGCCCAGGUCACCAAGCAGUGGCCUUUUUCUGAGAUGCUCACUUUAUUAUCUAUAUUUUUAAAGUACAUAAUUGUUUUACCUGUUUCGAAAUGUUCUUAAACUUUGUAAGAUUUUUUUCUCUCUACCUUCAAUUCCUUCUAAUUUAUAUUAUCUAUAGGUUUCUCUGCCUCGCUGCCCUCCUCACACACAGCUGUCCAUACUAACAAGUUUGGUGCAUGUCUGUUCUCCUGUAGGGAGAGCUUUGGCUUCAUUUUACUAAAAAGAUUCCUCAUUAUUGUUGUUGCCAAAGAGAAACAAAAAUGAUUUUGCUUUCCAAGCUUGGUUUGUGGCUUCUCCCUUGCAGAGCCCUUCUCCUUUCUUUUUUAAAACUAAUCACCAUAUUGUAAAUUUCAGGGGUUUUUUUUGGUUUAAGCUGACUCUUUGCUCUAAUUUUAGAAAAAAAGACAUGUGAAGGGUGAACUCCAACGUAUGUGGUUAUCUGUGAAAGUUGCAGUGUGGCUUUUCCUAAACUGGUGUUUCCCCCCCGCAUUCAGUGGAUUUUGUAUUAUUAUUCAAAAACAUAACUGAGGUUUUUAUAAGAAAAAAUUUAUAUCUGGGUUAAGUGUUUAUCAUAUAUAUGGGUACUUUGUAAUAUCUAAAAACUUAGAAACGGAAAUGGAAUCCUGCUCACAAAAUCACUUUAAGAUCUUUUUGAAGCUGUUAAUUUUAUUUUUCUUGGUGUUGUGGACACUGCAGACUUACCCAGUGCUCCCACAGCCUGUAUGGACACUGUGGAAGGCCUCUCUCUGUCGGCAUUUUGCCAUCUGUGAUAUGCCAUAGGUGUGACAAUCCGAGCAGUGGAGUCACUCAGUGGGAGCACUGCAUGCUAUCUCCUCACGUUCUCUAUGUACUAUGUAUGUAUGUAUGUAUUAUUGCUGCCAAGAGGGUCUGAUGGCACAUUGUGGGGCCGCGGGGUGAGGAAGUGCUCUAACUCUUCUUAAGGUUUUGUUGCUAGCCCUUCAAGUGCACUGAGGUAUGUGACUCGGAUGGUCUUUCACACGGCACAUUUGGACAUUUCCAGAACUACCGUGAGAUGGUUUAGAUGGGAAUUCAUGCAAGCGAGGGGUCAGACAUGGGGUAAUGACUCGGUCCACGUCCUCCAAGCUCAUGACCUUGGAGCCCCGUGGAGCUGGACUGAGGAGGAGGCUGCACAGAGGGAGAGCAGCUGGUCCUCACCAGCCCUGCAGCGCCCCCUCACCCAGCAGCCAGAUGGCCCUGCAAGGCCUCCAGGGAUGGCCACAGGCCCUGGCUGAGGUCUCUGGGUAGGGUAGUCACAUGAAUAGGUAGGAAGCACUGAAAAUAGUAUUCCCGGAGCACUUUACAACUUACUGGGUAGGAGGGAUGACACCUCUGGUUUUUCAAUACCAACUACAUGGAACUUUUCUGUAAUGGGUACAAUGAAGAAGUUUCUAAAAACACACACAAAGCACAUUGGGCCAACUAUGUGGUAAGCCUAAGAUGGACUUAUUGCCAAAAAACAAAAAGUAGCUUUUCAAAAUAAAUUUAAGGUAUAUGAGCAAUUCCUUAGUCAUGGUGUUGCCUAAAUCAUAUUUUAGCUGCAGAGCGUUACCCCACACAGGGUGGCAGAACUUGAAGGGUUACUGACAUGUAAAUGCUGGUAUUUAAUUUCCUGUGUGUGUCGCCCAGCAUUAAGGGCAUUUUACCCUUGCAGUUUUACUAAAACACUCUGAAAAAGAUUCCAAGCUUCAUAUUAACCUUACCUGUCAACAUAACAAUUUCAUGAACAUUAUUAUAUUGUCGAAUUCCUACUGACAACAUUAUAAUUGUAUGGGAGCUUAACUUUAUAAGGAAAUGUAUUUUGACACUGGUAUCUUAUUAAAGUAUUCUGAUCCUA
Callithrix jacchus (white-tufted-ear marmoset) is the source of this 5151-nucleotide messenger RNA. It is a transcript of the gene EPAS1, whose product is annotated as endothelial PAS domain protein 1. Gene Ontology annotation, molecular function: protein dimerization activity; DNA-binding transcription factor activity, RNA polymerase II-specific; RNA polymerase II transcription regulatory region sequence-specific DNA binding. Lineage: Eukaryota; Metazoa; Chordata; Mammalia; Primates; Cebidae. Gene Ontology annotation, cellular component: cytoplasm; nucleus; transcription regulator complex. Gene Ontology annotation, biological process: regulation of transcription by RNA polymerase II; cellular response to hypoxia. The record is from RefSeq and is a predicted model, not a curated record.